AUGUCUGCCGCCGACAACACCGGAAAAGACCCCAUCCGCGUCGCUGCUGGGCUCAAGGGAACGCUUGCGCGCGGUGAUGUCUCUGAUGAGGCGAAGAAUAACGCGCAAGAGCGUUUGAAAGACAUGGGCUGCGAGGAGUACAUUGCGCACCCCGAGAGCUCUUCUGACGUCCGCGAGAAGAGCGAGGAAGAGAAACACGAGAACCAUGUGCAGGGCGGUUACAAGGCGACCUUGAAGAACCCUAAUGUGUCGGAGGAGGCCAAGGAGAAUGCCCGCCAGCAUCUUGGGUCGAGCGAAGACAAAGAAGUUUAG
Molecule: messenger RNA, 312 nt
Organism: Mycena indigotica
Lineage: Eukaryota; Fungi; Basidiomycota; Agaricomycetes; Agaricales; Mycenaceae
Exons: 3
Coding region: 1-312 (103 amino acids)
Cellular component (GO): cytoplasm
Source: RefSeq, a predicted model, not a curated record